AUGGGAAACCACAGCGUUGUCUCAGAGUUCAUCCUCCUUGGACUGUCUGCUGACCCCCAAAUCCAGGCUCUGCUCUUUGUACUGUUCCUUGUCAUUUACAUCCUAACCCUGAUAGGGAACCUGAUGCUGCUGUUGGUGAUCUGGGUGGAUUCCCAGCUCCACAUCCCCAUGUACUUUUUCCUGGGACAGUUGUCCUUCCUAGAUCUCUGCCACUCUUCUGUCACUGUGCCCAAGCUGUUGGAGAACCUCCUGUCAGAGAAGAAAACCAUCUCAGUAAAGGGCUGCCUCGCUCAGGUGUUCUUUGUGUUUGCCACCGGGGGCACCGAAUCCUGCCUACUCACUGUCAUGGCCUAUGACCGCUUUGUUGCCAUCAGCUCCCCUCUGCUCUAUGGCCAGGUGAUGAACAGACAGCUGUGUAUGGGGCUGGUGUGGGGCUCCUGGAUCUUGGCUUUUCUGGAUGCUCUCAUCAAUAUCCUUGUAGCUCUCAAUUUAGACUUCUGUGAGGCUCAGAAUAUCCACCACUUUAGCUGUGAGCUGCCCUCUCUCUACCCUUUGUCUUGCUCUGAUGUAUCUACAAGUUUUACUGCCCUGCUCUGCUCCAGCCUCCUACAUUUCACUGGAAAUUUCCUCUUGAUAUUUUUCUCCUAUGUUCGCAUUUUGUUCACCAUCCUGAGCAUCAGCUCCACAAAAGGCAGAAGUAAGGCCUUCUCCACCUGCUCCUCCCACCUCACUGCUGUGGUCUUCUUUUAUGGCUCAGGUUUACUCCGAUAUCUCAUGCCAAAUUCAGGGUCCACUCAAGAGUUAAUCUUCUCCUUGCAGUACAGUGUGGUCACUGUAAUGCUGAAUCCCCUAAUCUACAGCCUGAAGAACAAGGAGGUAAAGGCAGCUGUGAGAAGAACAUUGAGAAAAUGUUUCUGGUGCUUCAAAUCAUAG
Messenger RNA from Phacochoerus africanus (Common warthog), 933 nucleotides. Its product is annotated as olfactory receptor 8S1-like. Gene Ontology annotation, biological process: G protein-coupled receptor signaling pathway. The record is from RefSeq and is a predicted model, not a curated record. Gene Ontology annotation, molecular function: G protein-coupled receptor activity; olfactory receptor activity. Gene Ontology annotation, cellular component: membrane. Bases 1 to 933 code for a protein of 310 amino acids. The transcript has a single exon. Lineage: Eukaryota; Metazoa; Chordata; Mammalia; Artiodactyla; Suidae.